AUGAGAUUAGCAGUGAAGUCAACGAUCUUGAGCGUUCUUUUGCUCGCUUCAACCUUGCCUCAAAAUGAGGCUGCCAUGCCUAUAUCGCAAGAAUUGAGACUGCGAUCUUUCAGGGAAAAAUCUUUCCUUCAAACUACUCUUGACAUCCGAGGAGGUGCCAAACGAAAGUCUCGAACAGCGUCUCUGUCAAAGACUUCCAAGACAGUCACAGGAAAGAAGAAAGUUGGAAGCAAAGAUAAAACAAAGAGUGCUGCUGGUGAUUUGAUGACAAAAUACAAAUCUAUGCUACCAUUGACCAGGAUUUAUAUCACCAUGGUUGGAUUUUGUACUCUUCUUGGGCUAGUCCUUGGAGAUGAAAUCACACAGGCAGUCCUUGCGCUUGAUCCGAUGUCAACUCUAUUUGGUAUGCAAUAUUGGAGAUUCAUUUCGGCUGCUUCUUUCUUGGGAAAACCAUCCAUUAGCUGGCUGAUGAGUGGAUACUAUUUGUUCCAAUACGGAACAUCGCUGGAACGUGCAUAUGGUGCACCGCAAUAUUUGGUGUUCUUGUUGACUCAAAUGGUACUGCUGUCUUGCUUGAGUAUCGUUACUGGGCAACCGUUCUUUGCCGCCUCAAUGAUCACUGCCAUGCUUCAUGUUCUGAGUCGAGCCAUGCCCACGGAAAAGGUCAACUGGUUGAUUUUCAAAGUUCCAUACUGGUCUCUUCCAUAUGGAUUGAUGGCGGCUGAUGUUCUGCAGGCCCAAAGUGCGUCUGCUGCUGUUCCACACAUCACAGGUAUUCUUUCUGGUCAUUUCUACCACUUCAACCGUUUUGUUUGGCCCAAGACUGGCGGACAAGACUGGUUGGUUGCACCAGAUUUCUUGGUUCGAAAAUUGGAUCCAAAUGCUGCGGAAGCAGACAGUGCGUCCAAGAAAUCCAUAAACAAAGCUUUGAAGUCCAGAAGAAAGGGGAAAGGAAAGAAGCUUGGCGGCAAGAAGUAA
Molecule: messenger RNA, 978 nt
Organism: Cylindrotheca closterium
Lineage: Eukaryota; Bacillariophyta; Bacillariophyceae; Bacillariales; Bacillariaceae
Source: the annotation of a GenBank genome assembly